Messenger RNA from Sphaeramia orbicularis (orbiculate cardinalfish), 1345 nucleotides. RefSeq names its product inorganic pyrophosphatase 1b (gene ppa1b). The record is from RefSeq and is a predicted model, not a curated record. Gene Ontology annotation, biological process: phosphate-containing compound metabolic process. Gene Ontology annotation, molecular function: magnesium ion binding; inorganic diphosphate phosphatase activity. NCBI's taxonomy places the organism in Eukaryota, Metazoa, Chordata, Actinopteri, Kurtiformes, Apogonidae. Gene Ontology annotation, cellular component: cytoplasm.
GAUAAUCCCUGAAGGCAACGGUCGCUGUAUGAACGGCGCGUGCGCAGUGCCCUCUGUGUCUAGACUCGGUGGACUGUUCUUCCGCCGCCAUCCUCCAUCCACAUAGAAACACAGAAACACAAACCUGCAGUGAAAACAUGAGCUUUACAGUAGAAGAGAGGGGAAACCCGAACUCUCUGAGCUACCGCCUGUUCUUCAAAAACGCUGAUGGAAACUAUAUCUCUCCAUUCCAUGACAUACCAAUGUGCGCUGAUGAGGCCCAGAACAUCUUUCACAUGGUUGUUGAGGUUCCAAGAUGGACAAAUGCAAAGAUGGAGAUUGCUACAAAAGACCUCUUAAACCCAAUCAAGCAAGAUGUGAAGAAAGGAAAGUUGCGGUAUGUUGCCAAUGUUUUCCCACACAAGGGUUACAUAUGGAACUAUGGAGCCAUUCCUCAGACGUGGGAAGAUCCAGCACACAAAGAUGGAGACACUGGCUGCUGUGGCGACAAUGACCCCAUCGAUGUCUGUGAAAUCGGCAGCAGGGUGUGUUCCCGUGGCGAGGUCAUCAAAGUGAAGGCACUUGGGAUUUUGGCCAUGAUUGACGAGGGUGAGACUGACUGGAAAGUGAUCGCAAUCAACGUAGACGACCCUGAAGCCAAGGACCUGAACAGCAUCAGCGACGUGGAGCGUCUGAAGCCUGGUUAUCUGGAGUCCACCGUCGACUGGUUCAGGAGGUACAAAGUGCCUGAUGGGAAACCAGAGAACCAGUUCGCCUUCAAUGGGGAGUUUAAAGACAAGGACUUUGCCAUUGAGGUAAUUAGCACCCACACCUUCUGGAAGGCCCUGAUUUCCCAAAAGUCCAGUGCUGGUGAACUGAACUGUAAAAACACAUGUGUGUCGGCUGCUGACAGUCCUUACUGCUGCUCAUCAGACGAGGCCAAGGCUGCUGUCGGUCAAACAUGUCCAUGUGGAAAAGAAGAAGCUAUCCCUUCAUCAGUAGAUCAAUGGUUCUACUAUGAGAGGAAGUAAUCCAUGUGCCGUUUGGAUCAGAGAAAAGUGAAAGACUCAUCUCUGAAGUCAAACCAGACGACCUUACUUUGGAACCAAUGGGACAGUAGGAUGGGAAAUAAUCAGCUGGGUUUCACUCGGCUGUUCUCCUGUAGAUGGCAAAAUACUGUAGAGCGAUUAGUGGUAGAUCCUGUAGAGGAAGAGGAAAAGUCACAAAGUACUCAUGUCUCGACCAAUGAAUUUUCGUUUAUUUAACAAAGGUCUCUUUAGAGAUGUGCUGUCACAAACGGAAGGUGUUUUGUGCCCUGUAUGAGACUCAGAACUGCUUUAAUAAAGCUUCUCUGGUUAAAUUAUCA